This is a messenger RNA of Spirodela intermedia, 4916 nucleotides long. The record is from the annotation of a GenBank genome assembly. Lineage: Eukaryota; Viridiplantae; Streptophyta; Magnoliopsida; Alismatales; Araceae.
AUGUCUGUGGCGGAACUGAAGGAGCGGCACGAGGCUGCGACAGCAGCCGUGGACUCACUGAGGGAACGGUUAAGGCAGAAGCGGCAGAUGCUCCUCGACAAUGACCGUAUGAUUUUCUCACGCGAACUCGUAUUCCCUCGGUUUGCGCAUUUCUGCGCCAUAGAUAGUUCAGUGCGCGUGUUUUCCUUCUUUUCAGUUGUUGGUUACUCGAGAACGCAGGGUAGAGCUGCCAUCAGCUUCAGCUCCACAGAUCUGGUUUGCUGUAGGACGCUUCAAGGCCACACGGGGAAGGUAGACCUCGGCGUCUCCUGAUGGUUUGCUUUUGUGUACAAAUCAGUGUUUUUUCCGUAUCUGUUAAUGCUGUCACGUAAUAGGUAUAUAGAGAUAAAGAUGUAUAUUGGCAUAUUUUCUUUGUAAUUUUCGGAUGUUCAAGAAUUAUUUUAUCCAUACUGUUCUGUCCAUGUUCUGUUACGUACACCUUGAUUCUUAAUGACUGAACAACUUCGAGAGGGCAAAUCAUCACUUACGAAGGGUAAUUAUUACUAUUUAUUCGAGCAUUGAUUCCAUUCUCAUAUUGUACUCUCUCCCUGGACUUUUGCUUUCCAUUACUGAGUGAAACGAGCAAAUGACAGUAAUUCCAAGUGAACAAACAAUUUCAGGAUUGGUAAUUAUGAUAAAAGUGAUUAUUAUAAGAGAAUCGUCUUUCUGUGAUUUGGAAAAUAAUUAUGGCCAAAACUGGGAUCAUUUACUUCACAAUUGUUGCUUUAUUAAUUUUGUCUUGAAUUUGAGUUCCCACAGUAAUGGGGCAUAUGUAUGCAUAGUACUAAAAAAAAUGGUCUGCUUGAUGAAAAUUUUCGUGAGCAGCGUGAUGAGGUUGUCCAUUUUCUUAGGCUGACUGAAUAAUCGAGUUCGUGAUUUCCUUCUAUGCCUGUCCGAGUAAUAGGAAGACAGGUUGAUAAUGGACUGUGCUCUGAUGUUGGAAAUAGACAGUAGGUAUACAUUUCCUUCAUUUUCUGGAUGACGUGAUUUCAUAUUCCAAGUCGGGUUAGCUAGUUGUUAUCGUUGAUAUUUAUUUCUUCGUGUCCGAAGGAGUAGUAAUUAAGGUAUAUUUAUGGGCAGUCCUCUUAUUUUGGUGAUUUUAUGCUUAGAUCCAGGUCUUUCUUAAGUUAAACUAUACUUCUGUAUUCAGAUAUCUAGUUAUAAUUGCAUAAAUAAUUAGUAUAUGGUUUGGAUAUAAUGAUUAUACAUAUCAUUUUCGCUUGCACUUAUUAGAGGCUUGGUUUUCUCCCCAAAAUUUAAGCUUUAAAUUUUCUCCCCAAAAUUCUGACUGAAGUUGCAUGUAUCAGGUGUAUUCUUUGGACUGGUCCCCUGAAAGAAAUAGGAUAGUUAGUGCGUCCCAGGAUGGAAGGUUAAUCGUGUGGAAUGCUUUAACCAGCCAGAAAACGCAUGCCAUUAAACUACCUUGUGCAUGGGUUAUGACUUGCGCCUUUUCUCCCAAUGGUCAGUCUGUUGCAUCUGGUGGUCUUGACAGUGGCUGUUCUAUAUUCAAUCUAAAUUUUCAGAUUGAUAGAGAUGGUAAUAUUCCGGUAGCUCGAUUCCUCAGUGGCCACAAGGGAUAUGUAUCCUCAUGCCAAUAUGUCCCCGAUGAUGAAACUCAUCUUGUCACUGGCUCUGGUGAUCAGACAUGCAUAUUAUGGGAUGUCACUACUGGUCAGAGACUUUCUGUUUUUGGAGGUGAAUUUCCGUCUGGGCACACGGCAGAUGUAUUGAGGUAUAAGAUCUGUCCCUCUGUCCAUUACUGUGAUGGGUUGUGUCAAUAUUUUGUAUGCAACAUGCAUUUUGCAUUUUUUUUUCUAUACUUUGUCUCUGGGUAUUUGCUUUAUAUGUUAACUCAGUUAUUUUCGUCUUUUUUUGGGGGGAAAAUUCAUAUUGAGUGUUUUCAUGUGAUAUUAGUACUUUCAAAAAAAAUCAACAGAGAAAAUUGUUCUCUUGCCUUUUUUAAUAUAUUUGAGAAAAUAUUUCCGUACAUUGUUUUGGGACCUGGAAAUGAAUUGGCCAUCAUAUGUUAGUUUAAUUGGAUCCUCCCUACUGAUUGGGUCAAUGUUGAUGCAUCAUUCUAACAAAGGAACACUCUUGACUAAUUGUUAGAAAAUGCUGUCACAUGUAAAAAUAGUUUAUAUCACAAUAAAGAAUUUACGAACUUGAAUAUGGAUUGAGGACCCUUAAGAAUUAACGAGAUGAAGCCUGAUGUGUGAGUUUCGAUGAUGAAACCUAUUGAAUAAGUUUAAAGUAUUAAGCUUGGUCAUAAUUCUAUGGUACGAAUUUCAAUUGAUAAGUUCAUUUGACUAAUUUAUGUGAUGAGAUCUAUUUGACAAGUUUUUGAGUUGACCCGCUUAUGUCUUUGGGAUGAGGCUGAAGCACAUUCGUUGCUUGUGUAGGAUACCCACUUAAUAAACUUAUGAGCUAUAUGUAUGCUUUAAUUUAUGCCAUUUGAGCUGCAUAGCUUUGUAAAGCCACGCUGUUGAUUAGAUACAUUCCUAGUAAUUCGUGCAAGCUCAUUAUUAUUGAGCCUUGUAGCUAGACACGGGAUGCACAUCAGAUCUACAAUCGCAUAAUGAUAUAUUCAAGUAUUAAAGUCUACGUUAGGUCUAAUAUACCCUUUGCUGUUACUGUGACUAUCGUUCUUCUCCCCUGCUGUAGAUAUUAUUUAAGCUGGAUUUUCUGUGUGGGCAUUACAAAAUCCCUCUUGCUAUCUUUUUUCACUUCAGCAUCUCAAUCAACGGUUCAAACUCAAAGAUGUUUGUCUCGGGAUCAUGCGACUCAACAGCCCGGCUGUGGGACGCCCGGAUAGCCAGUCGGGCUGUCCACACGUUCCACGGCCACAAAGGUGACGUCAACACCGUUAAGUUCUUCCCCGAUGGCCAGAGAUUUGGAACAGGAUCAGAUGAUGGCGCAUGCCGGCUGUUUGAUGUUCGGACCGGGCACCAACUUCAAGUGUACCAACAACAGCAGCAGCAAGGAGACAACAGUGCUGAUUCUCCAAUCGUCACUUCCAUUGCCUUUUCUAUAUCUGGAAGACUAUUAUUUGCAGCAUAUUCUAAUGGGAACUGCUACGUUUGGGACACCUUAGUUGGCAAGGUACGCAGCUUUUUUCUCAUAUUCACAUGAACGUUUAUAUAUACAUAUAUAUAUAUAUAUAUAUGACAAUGGGCCGGGGCCAGGCCCAUGACUGGCAGCACGGCCCAGGAACGCCAGAAAACGGGCUUUUCCCUGGGCCUGUCUCAGAUGAGCAUGGAUCUGGGCCAGACCUGGUUUCUCUCUCCGGGCUUUUUUUAGGCCCGAUUGUUGAAAAUCCGGGCUGGGCGUCUGUGCUUGCUGGGCUCGUUGACCUCCUGGGUUCCUUGGAGAUUGAUUGACUCUUCAUCUUUGCUUCUUUCAGGUUGUGCUUAACCUGGGGGCCGUUCAGAACUCGCACGAGGGCCGGAUAUCUUGUCUGGGAUUGUCUGCCGAUGGGAGCGCACUAUGCACGGGAAGCUGGGACAGAACCCUGAAGGUCAGCGCCCUCCCUCAUAAUUCAACCACUAGUUCGAGGAAGACCUCAACUCCUUGACAAGAAUGCAUUUUGGGCAAAAAAGGGGACCUUUAGAAUUUCCUCCUAGUCGAUAAAUCAUUCUGUCUUUAGAAGUCCGUGCGAUUGCUACAUCAGAGAAGACCAGAACUCCCGGAUUAGAAUGCAUUCUGAACAAAAGAGGAGACAUUUAGAAUUCCCUCCUGAUCAGCAAGUCAGCACUCUCCCUCAUACUCUAACGCCUAGUUUAAGGAAGAACUCGACUCUUUGACUAGAAUGCAUUUAGGGUAAAGCAUGGAACCUUUAGAGUUCCCUCCUAGUCAACAAAUCAGUCUCUCUUUAGAUGUCCGUGGGACUGCUACAACAGAGAAGAUGAGAACUCCCAAACUAGAAUGCAUUCUGGACAAAAGAGGAGACCUUUAGAAUUCCCUCCCAGUCAACGAAUCGGUCUCACCAUUCGAAGUCCUCAUGAUCGCUAAAUCAGGGAAAACCUGAGCUCCCUGAUUAGAAUGCAUUCUGAGUAAUGAGAAAGAGUAUUUCCUCCCAGUCCGUGAAUCAGUUCCGCUCUUUAUAAAUCCAUGUGAUUGCUAGGUCCUAGAGGACCUGAACUCCCCGAUUGUAAUGCAUUAUGAGUUAUCGGGGACCUUUGCACUUGCAUUCCAGUCCAUGUAUUCGGUUUCUCACUCUUUAGAAGUUUGUGCUAUUGCCAGAUCAGAACACCCUUAUCAGAAUGCAUUUUGAGGAAAAGGGGGCCUCAGGCUUCCUGCCAGUCCUUUCGUCAGUCCCACUCUUUUGAAAACUAAAAUGUAUGAUUAGAAUGCAUUCCGUGUAGGAGAGGACCUAUAAGGGUUCCCUCCUACUCCAUGUAUCAGCCUCACUCCUGAGAAGUGUGCGCGAUUACUUGUUCAUGGAGGACCUGAACUCUAUGAGUGGAAUGCAUUCCAAGAAGGAGAGGGCUUUGAGGCUUCCCUCACUUCUCAGAAGCUUGCGCGAUUGCUUGUUCCAGGAAGACCCAAACCCCGUGUCUAGAAUGCAUUCCGAGUGAAAGGGUCUCUGAGACUUUCCUUCCUAGUCCUUGAUCAGCCUCAUUCCUUAAAAAUCCAUGGUUCCAACGAUUAUAAUGCAUUCUGAUUGGUAAGAAUGGACGCCCCCACCCCCCCGGUCUCACGAAGAAGUUCAUGUUUUCAGCAAUCGCGAGUUCUGGGUAGGCGUGAACCUUCAUUAUUAGAAUGCAUUCCCUCAACUGCAACUGAGACAUGAAGUUGGUUCUUGUUUGAUUUUUAUUGAUUUCCCAAACUCUCUCUUCUCGCAGAUCUGGGCUUUUGGUGGUCACAGGAGGGUGAUGUAG